Messenger RNA from Xenia sp. Carnegie-2017, 1536 nucleotides. RefSeq lists its product as uncharacterized. The record is from RefSeq and is a predicted model, not a curated record. Bases 182 to 1312 code for a protein of 376 amino acids. NCBI's taxonomy places the organism in Eukaryota, Metazoa, Cnidaria, Anthozoa, Malacalcyonacea, Xeniidae. The transcript is spliced from 10 exons.
UCUCUCAAGUGGAACCAGGAAAUAAAUUGUUUUGUCUCCUUCAAAAGAAAGCAAUGCAAUUCCUUCUUCAUUUGAUAAGACGUCUGCUUGAUCGUCGGUUUGAAGCGUUAAGAUUGGACACUUUGCCAAUUUCCUGCACAUUGUCCUUUAAACGGUGAAAGCCUUAUAUGCUCUGGAAACCAUGAGUUUACAUACGAUUGUUUUUUUGGUCAUUUUAUUACCUGUAAUAAAUGGAUCAAAUGUCACCAGUUUAAUAACGAGUUCCAUGGCAAGGACUAAGAUCUUCCAAAUUGCAGCCACCAAAACGGCAGUGAGUUCAACAAAUACAAUUUUAUCUACAACUACAAAUCGAACGGCCGCCGAAGUCUCGCCAAGAGUCGGUAGAAAUUCCACGUUUGCUUUUAUAAAUUUUCCUUCUUCCACACCAAAUACAGCUUCGACAGUGACGAUUCUACAAUCAGAUAAUUUUUUCACAACGUUGAGUCCAACUGAAGGUAAAAUCAAACAAGAUGAGUCAAAUCUGCCUUUGAUCGUUGGAGUUGCUGCGCCUGCUGUGGUUAUCGUAUUGGUGAUUAUAGUUUUCAUCUGGUUUGUCAACAAACGGAACAAAUGGCGUAAAUUGCGUUCACAAGUUACAGUCUGUUACGAAAAUUGGGCUCGUCUUCUUAGUCAUUUAAAUCAUUCUUUCGACGCUCGUGCGUACGUCCUGUAUCGACGUUUGCCAGAGAUGAACACCUUAGAUAUUUCCGUGAUCUUCAUUAGCGAGUUUGUGGACAAGAAAAAUGAAAAAGGCAUAGUCCAGUUGGCUUAUCAUUGCAAAGAAAAUUUUCAUAUUGGUGAAAGGGGAAUGUUAAAGCGCGUAAAGACACGCCGAACUUACAAGAUAUGUUUGGAUUUUCCUGGAAGAGAAAAAACAUUUGAAAAUUUUAAAAUGGAUGAGCCUCAACUGGAUAGCAGUGGUUUUGUUGUUGAUUGCUUCAAGGGCCUGGUAAUGAAUUUUCCCGCCAAGGGAUAUGUGAACAUAAGUGAAAUAAAUCCCAAUGAUGGUAGUGAGAAGUUAAUAUGGAAACUAAACGUUUGUGAAGACGACAAAAUGGCCAGACCUAAAAUUAUAGAAAAUCCAGUUGAACCGCAUCCACCAGUUGUUUUAAGAAAGAAUUUGACACAUAAGGAAGUCACUCGAAUAAGUAGGAGAAUUGCAAUGGACUGGGACGGCCUUGGUGGUCUUUUAGAUAUCCCAUAUAAUGAACGAGACGAAAUUCGACGGAAUCACAUUGACUAUCCAGACAGUUUUAAAAGGCUGAGAAGAUAGUUGCAAUUUACAACGAGCAACAUAAUUUUAGUCGAAAUAUGCUGACGAAAUGUUUCGAGGAAACGGAUCGUGAUGAUAUCCCACUUGAGAUAGAAGAGAAUGUUGAUACAGAAAGCUCUAACGAAAGCUCUAGCGAAAGCUCUCUUGAUGAUGACGUAACAUUACGUCACACUCAUUGAGUUCUAUAAUAACUGGAGCGGCUAUCUCAAGCGCGGCCUUAGAUA